This is a messenger RNA of Drosophila erecta, 820 nucleotides long. RefSeq lists its product as uncharacterized. The transcript is spliced from 2 exons. The record is from RefSeq and is a predicted model, not a curated record. Bases 100 to 714 code for a protein of 204 amino acids. NCBI's taxonomy places the organism in Eukaryota, Metazoa, Arthropoda, Insecta, Diptera, Drosophilidae.
AAACCAGUGCUGCACACCAUCGAUUAUAGGCAAAGAGCUCCUCGACUAAAACGUCUUUCGAAAUUGUUCACUAAACACUCUCCACGCUUAUCAACGGGCAUGCUGCGUCUGGUCUACAUUUACUAUGGAACCCUGCUACCUGGAUGGAGCACCUUGCGGGCUUUUGGACAAGCCCAAAGGCACUUCAUCGUACUCUGGCUGAAGUAUUGGGUAAUCUAUGCACUGCUGCAGGCACUUGGAGUCCUAACGGACUUCCUGCUCGGCGGGCUGUCGGGCUACACGGGUCUCAAGCUCAUCCUGUCCAUAGGCCUCUGGUUCAGUGCCCCCUACAGCACCAAUCACCUGUUUAAUUUUCUGGAUGAGUACGCCAUGGGGAUAUUUGGACCAGUUGUCGAGGGAGGUAUUCGCUGGCAUGGGGAAGUCAAUAGAAACAUUUGCCGCAACUUUCUGCAAUCACCACUGGGGGCAGUGGUUGUGCCAAAGGACGUGGAUGAGCAGGCCAGGGAGCCGCAGAUCAAUAACCACCUCUUGAAAAAGGAACUGUCGAAUCUCAUGGCGCAGAUUGGAAGAGAUAAAGCCGACCAUCGUCAUCAGCAUGAGCGCCCAAUGAGGCGAUAUUCCGCUCGGUAUUCAGAAGCAGCUGAGUUGGACGUAUUGAACCAGAACCCCAAUGUCAUCGAGUAUUUGAGCCAAAGAUCGGGGGAUCAUCAGUAGGGCGGAUAUAAGCCAUCGUCGGCUUAGCUAAAGCCAGGUCAUCCCAAGUAACAUUAUUUUGUUUUGCUGCCCUUUCAAAACGUUACUGAAUAAAUGCCGGGUCGGA